Molecule: messenger RNA, 2053 nt
Organism: Bolinopsis microptera
Lineage: Eukaryota; Metazoa; Ctenophora; Tentaculata; Lobata; Bolinopsidae
Exons: 12
Coding region: 413-2053 (546 amino acids)
Biological process (GO): collagen catabolic process; extracellular matrix organization; proteolysis
Cellular component (GO): extracellular matrix
Molecular function (GO): metalloendopeptidase activity; zinc ion binding
Source: RefSeq, a predicted model, not a curated record
ACACAUCCCGGACUUAAACAUUACAAUAUAGAACCAACAAAUUGGAAGACAUUUCAAGUUAUAUUUAUAUUCCACUACCAUUACUUCUGAAAGCCACAAUCCGUAGCUCACAUUUUUGAAUAUCACUUCAGAAUCACCUUUAACUCUAAUUGGCGCUGUCUUGGACCAGCCUAAAAGUACCGGCGGAAAUAAGUCGGAUGCUAAGGACUGCCUCUCUGGAAACAGUACAUAUGCCCAGCUUGCUGCAAGUCACAAUUGGUUGACUGUUACACUCGAGAAGCAAUCCAAGAUUACCAAGAUAGAGCUGUAUGCCCCAGAUGAUGAGAGCGAAUUAACGACGAUUAAAGAUGCGGUUAUAUAUGUGGGACAGUCCUACUGUGGGGUUGCAGAUGGAAAACUAAAGAACCAGUCCAUGACACGCUAUGUGAUCAACUGUCGAACGAACGAUGGUUUACUGGGACAUGCAGUGAAAAUACAAUCAUCCAGCAAGAACAUGAAAGUGGCCAGAGUUUUGGUCUUUGGAAUUGAAGAGGAGGUCGCCCCAACAAUCCCAAAUAUGGAAGAAAGAGAGUUUAUCCCAACCCAAGCACCUGUCCAAACCAAGACACCGUUUAGGGUCCCGGAUAUGGAACCUGAAAUAGAGGAGCGAGCAGACGGAGUUAAAAUUGCAGUGAUCACAAUCGAAGAGCCUAUCCCCAUUAAAGUUCUACAAGAUAUUGGGAAUCUCCCAAAUGCAACUAAAACUCCUCUUGGCUUCCUUGCCUUUGCUGGUUAUGUGGAUAAUACCAUGGAUGAGAAAGCCGAGGAGGCACCUUCAAGAGAUAGAGAGAGAACAAAGAAAAGAGCAAAGUUUGAUCAGAAUGAUUUAGAAAAAGCAACUCAAUCAUUUCUACGCUUCAAUGGCCAUGUUGAGGAUGGUGAAAUUACGGAAGAGAUGGUAGGGUUCAUGCAAAAGGACAGGUGUGGGAAUGCUGACCUGGUAUUUGAUGAGAACGGAGAAAAGUGUACAAAUCAAACAAGCACUCUUAUCAUACCAGCCGAACAAAAGACAUUAGUUGCGUUUAUGAUGCCAGGGGCAAAGGAGAGUGCUUCGUUAGUGGCUGAAUCUGAAUCUUACUAUCUGGAAGUAGACAUUAAGUUCAAUGACGUUAGAAACGGAAGAAGCCGGUCAGUUUUCCUCGGUUUUAACUAUGAUACCAAAACUGCAAACGGAGACGAUACCCCUCUAGAGAUAGUUGCGUUGAGACUCAUGAGUGGGAAACUAUGUGCUCAGUUCCUUACUUUAUUUUAUGGUCAAUUCUUAUCAAACUUGGUGUCCAAAGAAUCUUUGUUAGAUUCAUGUUAUAUUCUGACAGAAAAUGACCUUAAAACCCUUGCUUUCAAGGCCAGACUUGAUGUUUAUAAGCAACUAGGAGGGAUCCUGGGCAAGGCUGCUGUGAUAACACAUGAAGGAGACCACGAUAUAAUGCUGUCUCGUCUUUGCAAGAGAUGGACAUUAUCUAGUGGCGCUACAAAACGUAUCAAACCAACUCGCAGAAAAAGAUUUUCACUCUCAAGUCACAAGUGGGGAAUUGUUGAAAGCACUAUGUCUAUAAGAUUCAACUUCCAGAACUUCAGUUCCAUUCUCAAGCAAGAUGGGACACGGCAAGAGGUUCUCAAAGCAUUGAAUCUUUUCUCCAACACCGGUUUUAAUUUCCAAGAAGUAGCACCCACAGCAAGUGCUGAGAUAGUGUUCAUGUUUAUCAAAGGACUUCAUGCUGACAGUAGAACCUACCACGGUGCAGGUGUAGAGAAGGCCCAUGCCUAUGCUCCAACCAACAGUGAAAUACAUUUUAACGAUUUCCAGAAGUUCGGUAUUAGUGAGCAUGAUCACGGAGGUAGAGCUGUUAGCAUGUUUUAUGUUGCUGCCCAUGAAAUAGGGCAUGCUCUAGGAAUUCUCCACUCCCAACAACAAGACGCACUCAUGCAGCCAGGGUACCCUAAAAAUGCGUUCCAGAUCCAGAAUAUGCACAACGAUGAUACCAUGGCAGUUCAUACUUUGUACCCAGGUUAG